CUCGGCGGCGGGCAGGAGGCGCUGCUCGUCCGGGUGCCCCGAGGGGGCGGGCCCGGUCGGGGCGGGGUCGGCCGGCUUCCAGGCCUGGGCUCUGGCCUCCCGCGCCGCCCGGCCGCUCCGGGGACGGGCCGGGGCGGGGCGCGGCGGCAGGAAGCGGGGCGGGGACUCGCGGAAGCCUUGGGGAGCGAGGGAGGGCGCGGCCAACUCCCGGAGAGAAGACAGGCCGAGAGAGCGGCGCCCCGGCCUGGCGCCGAGCCUGAGCCAGCCGGACGGGAGGCGGCCCAACCGCGGGCUCGGCCUCGGCCCCAGCCCCGCCAGCAUGGCCGGCCGGACCGUGCGGGCCGAGACCCGGAGCCGGGCCAAGGAUGACAUCAAGAAGGUGAUGGCGACCAUCGAGAAGGUCCGGAGAUGGGAGAAGCGCUGGGUGACUGUGGGCGACACUUCCCUUCGUAUCUUCAAGUGGGUGCCAGUGGUGGACCCCCAGGAGGAGGAGCGACGGAGGGCAGGUGGCGGGGCAGAGAGAUCCCGAGGCCGGGAGCGGAGGGGCAGGGGCGCCAGUCCCCGAGCGGGUGGCCCUCUCAUCCUGCUCGAUCUCAAUGAUGAGAACAGUAACCAGAGUUUCCAUUCGGAAGGCUCCCUGCAAAAGGGCACCGAUCCCAGCCCUGGGGGCACCCCCCAGCCCAGCCGCCCUGUGUCACCUGCUGGACCACCAGAAGGGGUCCCGGAGGAUGCUCAGCCCCCACAGCUGGGCCAGGAGAGAGAUCCUGGGGGCAUAACUGCGGGCGGCACCGAUGAACCUCCAAUGCUGACCAAGGAGGAGCCUGUUCCGGAAUUGCUGGAGGCUGAGGAUUCAGGAGUGAGGAUGACCAGGAGAGCCCUCCACGAGAAAGGCCUGAAAACAGAGCCCCUCAGGCGGCUCCUUCCCAGGAGGGGCCUCCGGACAAACGCCCGGCCCAGUUCUGCGGUGCCUCAGGAUCCCAGAGCUCCCGUGGGAGGAAGCAAGGCCCCGAGGGCACCGAGGACGACCCCCCAGGGGAAGGGGAGGUGAGCCGGCUCCCCAGGCAAGGUGAGGCCCUUAGGCUUCCCUUGGCCGCCCCAAGAUCCAGCCACCCACCCGUGCCCCCCGAGGGUGCAGAGAGCUUCCCAGCUCCACAGCCACCGCGGGAUCAUCGAGGGCGAGUGGCCCCAGCCUGACCCGAACCUAAGGCCAUAGCACCCAUCUGGCUCGCCACUGACACCCGCUCAGAGCGGGCUCGACCACACCCCAAGUGUGGGAAGGGCUUCGGGCACAAUCGUACCACAUCGAGCGCCUGAGGACGCAUCGCAGCCAGAGGGUCCGGAGUGCUGGGUGCGCGCCCGGCCUCCACCCCGGGAGGGGCUGCACGGGAAGCGCCCGGGCCUCCGCCAGCCUCCGGCCGGGGAGGCAGCACAAGCGCAGAGACCUUGCGUCACACGCGCAUCUCUCCACCCCCUCCCUACUGCCUCCCCGAAGGCCUACGGAUGCCCCGCCUGCGGGUGGGUUCCGUUGAUCCCUGGAGGAUCUGCAGCAAGACCUCCCGGCGGGGCCUCCGGGGGCCGGAAGCCUUCCCGCCCAGGCGCCCGCCUCGCCCACGUGGGGAUGCGGAAGGUGGCCUGGGCUGGCUGGCGGGGAGCUCACAAAGCUUCUGAGCCGCCCCCAGCAGACCCCACCUGGAGAAGGCCCGGGGCAAGUGAGCCCUUUGCGCGGUUCCAAUGGACGUCACCGAGUUCUUGCUUGCCCACUCCACUGCUGGGCCCGUCGUACUACGAAAUAAUCACGUCUCCCAUUGGUUGAGGGCUUACUCCGUGCCAGGCUUUGUGAUUUAUGGGAAUGACCUCAUUCAAUCCUCACCACACUCCUGUGCCAUUGGGGUUCUCAUUAUCAGCAUUUUACAGAAGGAGAAACUAAGUCUCAGAGAGGUUAAGGGACCGGCCCAAAGUCACACGGCCAGUAUGUGGCAGAACCGGCUUCAGACCCAGGUCUGCCUGCCUGACUCCACAGCCCGCCCCACAGCACUGCUUCUCCUGCCGGUACACGAGUGAAGGGUGCAGGUUUGACAGGACAUCUACUUAUGAAGCAUUCAUUUUUCUCGUGAUAAUUACAUAAAACACUUUUUAUACUAAAGUGAGCAGAUACUCCCAGGAAUGAAAGUGAAUAUUUGUGCCAAGAUUGAAAUGCAACUUGAGACGCCGGAGAUAUUCCAUAUGCCAAGGUCAAGGCUUCAGGCUCAGCCCCCGACUCCCUGAACCACCCUCUUCUCAGACCUCUGCCUUUGGAGGGAUGUUGACCAGGGAAGCUCUGCUGCAGGGCCAGCUUCUGUGUGGAACCUUCCUGGAGGCCAAGAAAGAUGGCCUCUCCCCAGUUUGCCAUCCCACUGAAUUGCUUAGGAAGGUCAUCGAGUUUCUCUGGGCUAAGGUUUCUAAAUUCCCAACACAUAUCAAUCUAGGAUUGGGGAUUGAAAAAUGGGAAUUCUUAGGAAUUCCUGAAGUCAUGUUAUUCUGUAUUUUUCAUAACUUUCUAUAUUUUUUUAAUAAAUAAGAAAUAAACAUUUAGUGGUAGUUACAAAGAACUGUAGGCUAUAGCAAAUAUUCAAAACCAGGAAAAUACCAGAGAAUAUUACUGGGUAGUAUUUGGAUAACAAAAUGUUUAAACCUUCAACAAGAUCAACUACACUACACAGAACCAUGUGUUGAAAUUGCCAAUUUAAGGACUUGUUUCUAAAACUUUUUACUUCUCAGAACAUCAUUCAUAGGAUUUGUAUAAGAUAUACAAUACAUAUAAACAGGUUAAUAUUUUAAUCUGUGAGAAUGACUCACUGUUAACAACAAGUAGGGCCACGAAUACGUUUUUUUAUUUGUUUGUUUGUGGUGGCUUGUGGGAUCCUAGUUCCCCAACCAGGGAUCGAACCCAGGCCCUCAGCAGUGAAAGCGUGGGGUCCUAAUCACUGGACCGCCAGGGAAUUCCCACGAAUACGUUUUUUACAUGGCAACAGCUACAAAAAAAAGACUGAUUAGUUUGUGAUCACUUAUCUCCUAUGUACUUCGGUCCCAAGUUCCAGAAAUGUCUACCUUAACCUUGGACUCUGUCAGCGUUUCAUUCUUGUGCCGUGCUUUUUACUUGACAUCAGUGUAUUCCUUCAAACCAGGAAUUCCUCGAUGUUUAUUGUUAAGCAUUCGUUCUCACAGGAGAAUUAUAAUAGUUUUUCCUGUUUU
Globicephala melas (long-finned pilot whale) is the source of this 3231-nucleotide messenger RNA. RefSeq names its product BAF chromatin remodeling complex subunit BCL7C (gene BCL7C). The record is from RefSeq and is a predicted model, not a curated record. NCBI's taxonomy places the organism in Eukaryota, Metazoa, Chordata, Mammalia, Artiodactyla, Delphinidae.